Messenger RNA from Batrachochytrium dendrobatidis JAM81, 2778 nucleotides. RefSeq names its product U4/U6-U5 snRNP complex subunit PRP6. Gene Ontology annotation, molecular function: protein binding. Lineage: Eukaryota; Fungi; Chytridiomycota; Chytridiomycetes; Rhizophydiales. The record is from RefSeq and is a predicted model, not a curated record. The coding region runs from base 1 to 2778 and encodes 925 amino acids. Gene Ontology annotation, biological process: spliceosomal tri-snRNP complex assembly; mRNA splicing, via spliceosome. Gene Ontology annotation, cellular component: U4/U6 x U5 tri-snRNP complex; catalytic step 2 spliceosome. The transcript has a single exon.
AUGAGCAAGCCUGCUCCUCCUAAUUAUAUUGCUGGGUUGGGUAGAGGUGCCAAUAGUUUUACUACUCGGUCAGAUAUUGGUCCUGCUAGAGAAAAUGCACCGGAUGAUGGAGCUGCUUUGGCAGCAGCUCAGGCUGCAACUGAAGGUAGAAGAAUUCCAGGAAAAAGAGGAGAAGAUGAUGGUGAAGGUCCAUCGGGAGUAGAUCCUUCUGAGCAAUAUCAAGACCCAGACCAAGAGCGAGGUCUAUUCAACACUGCACCCUAUGAAGCCGACGAUGAAGAAGCAGAUCAUAUUUACGAGCAGAUUGAGCGCACCAUGGACGAGCGACGAAAGGCUCGAAGAGAGGCUCGUGAGCGAGAGGAGUUGGAACGAUAUCGUCGUGAGCGACCCAAGAUUCAACAGCAGUUUGUGGAUUUGAAACGAGGGCUGGCUACCAUGUCAGAGGAUGAAUGGGCUGCUAUUCCUGAGGUGGGAGAUAUGGUCAGAAAAAAAGGAGCUUCUGGAAAAAAGUCUGGUCUUGCUGAACGGUACACUGCUGUUCCAGAUUCAGUAUUGUUGGGUGCUGCAAGUAGAUCUCAGCUUGUUCAAUCCAUUGAUGCGAGCGGCAAUGGAGCGGCUUCUGUCAUGAGCAAUUUGGGUGCAGACACUGGACGGACUGAUUUUGCUCAAUUUGGACAGGCUAGAGAUAAGGUGUUGGGACUAAAGCUAGAUCAGGUAUCUGAUUCAGUUUCUGGCCAAACUACGAUUGACCCAAAAGGCUAUUUGACAGAUCUGAGUUCUGUAAUUAUCAAGUCGGACUCGGAAAUUAGUGAUAUCAAAAAAGCUCGUACUCUGCUGAGAUCUGUUACUACCACCAAUCCCAAACAUGCGCCUGGUUGGAUUGCUGCUGCCCGUUUAGAAGAACACGCUGGUAAGCUAUCUGCUGCAAGAGAUGUCAUUUCUCGUGGUUGUGACGAGUGUCCUGUCAAUGAGGAUGUGUGGCUAGAAGCUGCCCGCCUCAAUACCAUUGACAAUGCCAAGAUUAUCCUAGCAAAUGCUGCUCGUAUGAUCCCACAAUCCGUCAAGAUUUGGCUGCGUGCGUGUGAUUUGGAAACGGAUCCCAAGGCUCAGAAACGUGUUCUUCGUCGUGCACUAGAGUAUAUUCCUAAUUCUGUCAAGAUUUGGAAAGCUGCAGUGUCACUUGAAGCUGAUCCAGAAGAUGCUCGUAUUUUGCUUUCUCGUGCUGUAGAAUGUGUACCACUUUCAGUAGAACUAUGGCUUGCACUAGCACGUUUAGAGUCGUAUGAAAACGCACGCAAGGUUCUCAACAAGGCUCGUCAAGCCAUUCCUACUUCUCACGAGAUUUGGGUUGGUGCUGCCAAGCUUGAAGAGCAAAAUGGCAAUCUUCGCAUGGUAGACAAAGUGAUUGAGCGAUCAGUGUCAAAGCUCACUGAAGUAGGCACCAAUCUAGAGCGUGAGCAAUGGCUUACUGAAGCCGAGUCAUGUGAACGAGAUGGGUUUGUAGGAGUUGCUGAAUCGAUUGUUCGAUGUACCAUUGACAUUGGCAUUGAAGAGGAUGACUACAAGCAAACAUGGAUAGAUGAUGCAGAAGGAUGUAUUUCUCGAUCAGCCUAUGCAACGGCUCGUGCCAUUUAUACGCAUGCACUCAAGGUGUUUCCCAACAAGAAAUCUGUAUGGCGUCAAGCAGCAUUUUUUGAAAAAGCACACGGAACACGAGAGUCUCUUGAAGAGCUUUUGCAACGUGCCGUUCGAUAUUGUCCACAGGCAGAAGUACUGUGGCUUAUGGGUGCCAAAGAGAAAUGGUUGUCAGGAGAUAUUGAAGCAGCUAAAUCUAUCUUGUCCAAUGCAUUUGCAGCCAAUCCCAAUUCUGAGCAGAUAUGGCUUGCUGCAAUCAAGCUGGAAGUAGAAACCGGAGAAUACCAUCGUGCACGAGUAUUGUUGGCAAGUGCUCGUGAGAGAGCAGAUACUGAGCGUGUGUGGAUGAAGUCGGCUGUUUUGGAACGACAACAAGGUAGAUUUCAAGAUGCAAUUGAAUUAUUGAACCAAGGAAUUCAAAAGUUUCCGUUGUUUAGCAAGUUGUGGGUCAUCAAGGGUCAGAUUUUAGACGAGGAUCUUGAAGACAUUGAAAAUGCUCGAGACAACUACGCACAGGCUUUGAAGCGGAUUCCUAAAUCAGUAGUGUUGUGGUUACUGGCAUCUCGUCUUGAGGAAAAGGCAGGAUUACCCAUCAAGGCAAGAGCAACAUUAGAAAAGGCUCGAAUUAUGAAUGCCAAAGUGCCCGAGUUUUGGUGCGAGGCGAUCCGAGUAGAAGUGCGAGCAGGCAAUGCACCAAUGGCUAAAGCGCUAUUAGCCAAAUCUCUUCAAGAUUGCCCCACAUCAGGAUUACUAUGGUCAGAAGCGAUCUUGAUGGAAGCUAGACCUCAGCGUAAGGCAAGAUCAGCGGAUGCAUUGAAGAAGUGUGAAAAUGAUCCAAUGGUCGUGGCAACGAUUGCGCGACUGUUUUGGGCUGAGAGAAAGCUAGACAAGGCGAGAAACUGGUUUAACCGCGCGGUCAAGACCAAUCCGGAUCUUGGUGAUUCAUGGGGAUGGUGGUAUAAGUUUGAGCUAACGCAUGGAACAGCAGAGCAGCAGUUGGAAGUGAUGAAUAGGUGUGUUUUGGCAGAGCCUCGCCAUGGUACAAUUUGGCAACAGGAGUCCAAACGUAUGCAGAAUGUAGGAAAAAAGACGGAUGAGAUUUUGAAGUUGGUUGCAGCAGAGAUGAGCAACAGUAAUCUUUAA